Messenger RNA from Anoplophora glabripennis (Asian longhorned beetle), 1245 nucleotides. RefSeq lists its product as uncharacterized. The record is from RefSeq and is a predicted model, not a curated record. The coding region runs from base 1 to 1245 and encodes 414 amino acids. Gene Ontology annotation, molecular function: nucleic acid binding; zinc ion binding. Lineage: Eukaryota; Metazoa; Arthropoda; Insecta; Coleoptera; Cerambycidae. The transcript has 3 exons.
AUGGUGCGGCGCUCCGCAGCUAGAAGGAGUUCCAAGCGAGUAGCCGAACUGUGCGGACGUAGUUUGUGCAUUGCAGCAGUGAGUGUCAAUGCGAGCCUAGGCAGAGAGACCGCCGGCAUUUGUUUUACAGAUUCGGGUGCCGGGGAGGAGGGCACUAUGUCGAGAUCUCCGACCCCCAUGGAGAGCGACCGCUCGAGUGGCAACGAAGCCGGCGACAGCAGGCCUAGCACCCCCGGGUCGAUCGUGGAGACGACAACUAGCCGUGAGAGUGAGCUGGCAGCAGAGAAUGCCAGACUACGGCAAAUGAUAGACGACCUCAGAGAUGAGCUAAGGCAACAGAGGAAGGCGUUCGAGGACCUUGAAAAGAGGUCUCGAGAACAGCACGCCGAGCUGUUAAACGCCCUCAAAGGACAACAGGCCCCAAAAGGGGUAAAGCGAGGUAAGCCAGGGACCUCGUCGGGUUCCGAGGAGGAGUCCUGCAAGGCUAAAAAGAAGCCAGCAAAAGCGAACGAAGCACCUGUCGCCGAACAGGUGAAGGUCCCCGAAAUCGUACCAACAACAUCAGAGCGCGCGGCCCCUGCCGAGAAAGCCGAGAGGAAACCGCCUGUCAUUCUUCGCAAGAAGGAGCAGUGGUCAAUGAAGAGCCGGAGGAACAAGGCCCCCAUGCCUCUAGUACUUGUACAAGUCCCCCUGGAGCAAGAGGACCUGCUCAAGGUGACAAGAUGCUGCCACUUAGUCGUCAGGGUGGAACCGCAGAGGGCGAGAACCGAGCCGACGCAGUGCCAUCGCUGCCAGCGCUUCGGUCACGCGCAGAGCCGUUGCACCGCAGAUGUCAAGUGUGUGAAGUGUGGCGAGGGUCACCACUCGGCAGACUGCACUAAGAAGCGCGAGACCCCGGCAAAGUGCGCCAACUGCGGAGGCGAACAUCUCGCCAGCUACCGCAGAUGCUCUAGCUUCCCUAAGAAGACGACAGGAAGCAAGAAGCAGCAGCGCAAAGAGGGCCCCCAAGCUGACAAACAACAGGCUAAGUUGGCACACCCCCCGAAGGUGACGGCGGCGAAAAGCUUUGCCGACGCCGCCAUGCCGAGGCAGGGCCCCGCCGCGGCACCUAAGGGGGGGGGGGGGCUAAAACCGACAGGAGCACGGAACCCGCAAAUGUGCCCAGCAUGCUGGCACAAAUGCGGGAGAUGUACUCCGCGUUGUCGGCUUUUUUUCAGUAAAAUGCCAUCUCUGUUACAGGAGUAA